AUUGGUUUGAAAGGCGGAGAAAAUGACAUCACCAACAUAUACUCUUUUAUGCAUAGGAUCAUUCAUGUUCUUACUAUGUUUCAGCAUUGGCUUUGGUCGCAAGAACCUAGAAGAUAAGCUCAGUGACACUCUAUUUGCCCCCAAACAUGUUGAAGAAACGGAGCUUAGAGCCGCUUUGAUUACUAAUACCGAAGCUAGAGACAUUUCAAGAAGUAUUGGUUUGGGAGAGGUUGGAAGUCAAGAGAUGCAUCACAUUUACAUAGAAACAAGUAAAGAUUCGAGUUUCGGAAAUAAACAAGACAAUAUAAACUCUGUGCCUAAGAAGAUUAUAAGGGGUACCGUUUCCAUUUCAUUCUCAUUUCCUAUCAUCAAGAUUCAGGUUCCUAUUCCGAAGCCAAAUAUUACGGUGGCUGCCGUAAACGAACUCAAUGAAGGCAUUGUCAUAACUCCAACGAAAACUAAUGAGUUUGGUAUUUCCCUUGCAAAUGACGGUGCAGAGGUGGAGAAAAUGACAAUACCAACAUAUAACCUUUUAUGCAUAGGAUCAUUCAUGUUCUUACUAUGUUUCAGCAUUACCUUUGGUCGCAAAAACCUACAAGACAAGUUCGGUGGCACUCUAUUUUCUCCCAAACCUGUUGAAGCAACCGAGUUUAGAGCCGCUUUGGCUACUAAUACCGAAGCUAGAGACAUUUCAAGUAAUAUUGGUUUGGGAGAGGUUGGAAGUCAAGAGAUGCAUCACACUUACAUAGGAAGAGGUGAAGAUUCGAGUCUUGGAAGUAAACAAGACAAUAUAAACUCUAUGCCUAGGAAGGUUAUAAGGGGCAUCGUUUCCAUCUCAUUCUCAUUUCCUAUCAUCAAGAUUGGGGUUCCUAUUCCGAAGCCAAAUAUUACGGUGGCUGCCAUAAACCAAUUCAACGAAGAAGAGAUGAUUAAAGGCAUCGUCAUAACUCCAACGAAGACUAAUGAGUUGUGUAUUUCCCUUGGAAAUGACGGUUUAGAGCUCUCAUAUAGCUAAAAACAAUCUCAAGAGCCGUAUAUCGAAGGCCCAUUGCUAACUUCCUAAGGGUUAUGCUGGAGAUUGAAGUUACUAUAAAACAUAUGACGAAUU
This is a messenger RNA of Arabidopsis arenosa, 1108 nucleotides long. The record is from the annotation of a GenBank genome assembly. NCBI's taxonomy places the organism in Eukaryota, Viridiplantae, Streptophyta, Magnoliopsida, Brassicales, Brassicaceae.